This is a messenger RNA of Nezara viridula (southern green stink bug), 465 nucleotides long. NCBI's taxonomy places the organism in Eukaryota, Metazoa, Arthropoda, Insecta, Hemiptera, Pentatomidae. The record is from the annotation of a GenBank genome assembly.
AUGCAAGAAACGACGAACCAGUUUCUCGCCCUACGAACGGGAACUUCUACACCGCUUCCAAGACAUACGAAGGCCUACCUGUCUGCGACUGUUUACGUGGAAGAUGUCAAUGAUCACGACCCAGUCUUCAUCGACGCCCCCUACGAGGUCAACGUUGAUGAACUCACCCCCACCGGUCUCACAGUCUUCCGAGGCGUGCAGGCCGUUGACAUGGACAAGCCCAACACUCCCAACUCGGAGCUGAUCUACACCCUCACGGCUGGCAACCCCGACGGGAGGUUUUCCCUGGAGAUGACAGGUCAGAGGCCCGCCCUCGUCCUCAAGAAAACCAUAGUAGUAACUUCACCCAAACAAUUUCCUGUGUUAUGCCGAUGUUACGUCUAUGAGAACACCUGUCUUCGAUAUGAUCUAUUCGGCAGCACGUUCUCGAGAGAUCCUAUUCGCCAAUUUCACUCUCUACUAUAG